AUAGAGCGUUGUUAUUGUCUUUAGCUUGUCUGUAGCUGUAUGUACAGUCUAUGGUCUGUAGCUUUGUGGCUAGGUAGGUUGGCAGUCGCUUGUUUUCUUGCUAGCUGCUCGGGAUUCUCAGUCAUCGCCACCGCACAGUCAGUCGUUGUUUUCGCGCAUCAUACGGACCACAAAUUACAGAUGGACCAACAGGACCAGUCCUAUAUGUUUGCAAGUCUCACACGGCCCCACUCAGAGCAGCUGCUGCAAGGCCUCCAGCUCUUGCGGCAGGAUCAUGAACUGUGCGACAUCGUCCUACGUGUGGGUGAUGCCAAGAUUCAUGCCCACAAAGUAGUUCUGGCUAGCAUCAGCCCUUACUUCAAGGCCAUGUUUACAGGUAACCUUUCAGAGAAAGAGACCUCUGAGGUGGAGUUCCAGUGCGUUGAUGAGACCGCAUUGAAGGCUAUUGUAGAGUAUGCCUACACAGGGACGGUGUUCAUCUCCCAGGAAACUGUUGAGUCUCUGCUGCCGGCUGCCAAUUUACUCCAGGUUAAGCUUGUACUUAAGGAGUGCUGUUCCUUCUUAGAAAGCCAGCUGGAUGCUGGAAACUGUAUAGGGAUAUCCCGCUUUGCAGAGACAUAUGGCUGUCAUGACCUGUGCUUGGCUGCAACAAAAUUCAUCUGUGAGAACUUUGAGGAGGUGUGUCAAACGGAGGAGUUUUUUGAACUUACAAGAGCUGAGUUGGAUGAAAUAGUUUCUAAUGACUGUCUUAAGGUGGACACAGAGGAGAGUGUUUUUUAUGCCCUGGAAUCGUGGAUCAAAUAUGAUGUGACGGAGAGACAGCAGCACCUUGCUCCGUUGUUACACUGUGUUCGCCUUCCACUUCUCAGCGUCAAAUUCCUCACCCGCCUAUAUGAAGCCAACCACCUUUUACGAGAUGACCACGCGUGCAAGCACUUGCUCAACGAGGCCCUCAAAUAUCACUUUAUGCCUGAACACAGACUUUCCUAUCAGACUGUGUUGUCAGCACGGCCCAGGUGUGCCCCAAAGGUGCUACUUGCAGUAGGUGGCAAAGCUGGUCUGUUUGCUACACUGGAAAGCAUGGAAAUGUAUUUCCCUCAGAGAGAUUCAUGGAUUGGACUGGCCCCUCUUAGUGUUCCCCGUUAUGAGUUUGGCGUGGCGGUGCUGGACAACAGAGUUUUUGUGGUGGGAGGCAUUGCCACGCACAUGAGGCAAGGGAUUAGCUAUCGGAGACACGAGAGCACCGUGGAGAGCUGGGACCCCGAAAGCAACACAUGGUCCUCCAUGGAGAGGAUGGCAGAAUGUCGCAGCACGCUCGGUGUGGUGGUCUUAGCAGGAGAACUGUAUGCUCUGGGAGGCUAUGACGGCCAGUAUUACCUUCAGUCUGUGGAGAAAUAUGUCCCUAAGCUGAAGGAGUGGCAACCUGUGGCUCCCAUGACAAAGUCCCGUAGCUGUUUUGCCACCGCUGUGCUGGAUGGCAUGAUCUACGCUAUCGGAGGCUACGGGCCAGCGCACAUGAAUAGUGUGGAGCGGUACGAUCCUAGCAAAGAUGCCUGGGAAAUGGUAGCCCCCAUGGCAGAUAAGCGGAUCAACUUUGGCGUGGGCGUCAUGCUCGGCUUCAUCUUUGUGGUGGGUGGACACAACGGAGUGUCCCACCUGUCCAGCAUCGAGCGGUACGACCCACAUCAGAACCAGUGGACAGCCUGCCGUCCCAUGAAUGAACCUCGGACUGGUGUGGGCUCUGCAAUUGUGGACAACUGCCUCUACGUGGUUGGAGGUCACUCAGGGUCAUCCUAUCUGAACACUGUCCAGCGCUAUGACCCCAUCUCGGACAGUUGGUUGGACUCCAACGGCAUGAUGUAUUGUCGUUGUAACUUUGGUCUGACUGCCCUUUGACCCUUGGCCCUGCCAGCUUGGACUCAGUAAAACAACUUUAGAAACAAA
Molecule: messenger RNA, 1944 nt
Organism: Nothobranchius furzeri (turquoise killifish)
Lineage: Eukaryota; Metazoa; Chordata; Actinopteri; Cyprinodontiformes; Nothobranchiidae
Product: kelch-like protein 28
Molecular function (GO): protein binding
Source: RefSeq, a predicted model, not a curated record